ACACUGUUAAAUCUAUACUGUAUGGUAGUUGGCAUUGUGCCCUCCUCCCCCUCUGUCCUCCUCUGUCCUCCUCUGUUCACCCGAGAGGUGAGACUCAGCCGUUCCUCUCAUUUUGGCAGGAAACAAAGCCAGAGACACAUCGAGGUCUUGUCAGCAGUUUUUAGUUUGUGAAGAUUGAAAGACGCCAAUAUGUCUGAUGGGAAGAAGAUGUCAUCCAGCCGCAGGCAUCACCUGAAGAGUUUGAUGCUGCAGAUCGCUGCCAGCUGGAUUGAGCAGGAGAAGAAGGAGAUCGAGGAGGUGAAGGAGGCCUACAUGGCUGAGAACUGCCCUCCCCCUGACCUGAGUGGGGACCAGGCUGCUCUCAUGGAAAUUUGUAAAAAGAUCUACCAGGCCAUCGACAAGAUCGACGAUGUCAGAUACGAUGUCGAGGCUAAGGUUCAGAAAGCUGACAAGGAGAUCGAGGAUCUGAAGAUGAAGGUGGUUGAGCUGGCCGGGGUGAAGAAGCCCGCCCUGAAGAAGGUCCGCAUGUCUGCUGACGCCAUGCUGCAGGCUCUGCUGGGAGGAAAACACAAGGUGACCAUGGACCUGAGGUCCAACCUGAAGCAGGUCAAGAAGGAGGUCAAAGAGGAGCCAACAGAAGCUGUCGGAGAUUGGCGUAAAAACAUCGAGGAUAAGGCCGACAGGAAGAAGAUGUUUGAAACUUCAUAAAACCCCUGUGGACUGGAGAGGACGACAGUUGGAGACACAUUUUCAUCCAAGGUCUGAGUGACUAACUUGGUCUCCUGAGGGACACACGUGAAGAAGAGUUUUGAUUUUUUGAUUAUUUUUUUUGGG
Messenger RNA from Cynoglossus semilaevis (tongue sole), 834 nucleotides. RefSeq names its product troponin I, fast skeletal muscle-like. The coding region runs from base 190 to 708 and encodes 172 amino acids. Lineage: Eukaryota; Metazoa; Chordata; Actinopteri; Pleuronectiformes; Cynoglossidae. Gene Ontology annotation, biological process: skeletal muscle contraction; cardiac muscle contraction. The record is from RefSeq and is a predicted model, not a curated record. The transcript has 7 exons. Gene Ontology annotation, cellular component: troponin complex.